AUGUUUUAUUUUAGAUUAUUGUUGACAGCUUUGUUAGCAAUAGGUGCGGUGAAUUUUCAUGAACAUAAUAAUGUUCGUGAAGACUUUAGUGCGGAUGAUUCACCAUCACGGUAUGAAUAUGCGGUUACUGAAGAUUUUUUCCGAAAUUUUGGAUCACCCUUUCAUGUGGUGGUAGCUAUGAAAGCUGCUGAUGAUGGAUCACUUUUAAGACCUAAAUAUUUGGAUAAAGUGAUUGAAAUCGAAGAUUAUUUACAAUCAAAACUUAGCGUUCCAUACAACGGACGACAGAUUACUUAUUCGGAUUUUUGCGAAUCGAACUGUGAAACGAGUGAUGUUGUGAGCAUUUUUCUGAACAUGUACAGAGAAGUUCAUAUCAGGAAGAAAGGAAAUGUCAAAUUGACGUAUCCAUCAAUGGAUGUAUUUGGUAAUCGAAUAUAUCUUGCCAAUAAUAUUUUUCAAGUACAACUCAACAAUAAAUCCCAUAUAAUCGAAAGUUGUCGAUUGAUUGCGAUUAAUUUUCAAGCAAUUCAAAAAAAUGCUUCAAGUGUGGAAAUAAUGAAACUUUGGGAGCAGAAGGUGUUCAUAUUUUCCGAAAGUACUAAAAAUGAUUCAUUGAUCCGAGUUUAUGCUACAUCUGAAGGCUUAGUGAGCAGAGAAGUUCGUCGAACAGGUUUACAAGCAUUACCUUUCAUUACUGUAUCAUUUAUUGCGGUAUUAUUAUUUACGGUAAUAACAUCACUGAAACAAGAUCCAGUAACCAGUAAACCAUGGGAAGCAGCAUUUGGCGUUUUCUGUCCCAUACUUUCACUAAUUGCAUCCUUUGGAUUAUUAUUUUGGUGUAAAUUUCCGUUCUUACCAAUCGUUUGCGUGGUACCAUUUCUGGUGCUAGCAAUUGGUGUCGAUGAUGUCUUCAUCUUUCUUCACUGUUAUCAUCAAACUGAUCCAAGACUUUCGGUUGAAGAACGAAUUGGUAAAAUGCUUGCUGAAGCUGGGCCAUCGAUAACGAUAACAUCCCUUACCAAUUUUUUAUCAUUUGCAAUUAGCAUUUUUACACCUACUCCAGCUAUACAGAUAUUUAGUACAUACAUUAGUAUUGCGGUAGUAUUCGAUUACACUUAUCAAAUUUUCUUAUAUUCCGCAAUUUUGACAUUCGGUGCGCGCCGUGAAAAAAAACGUUUGCAUGCAUUCAUUCCAUGCAUAUCGAUUUCUGAAAGUGAAAAG
Molecule: messenger RNA, 1221 nt
Organism: Acanthocheilonema viteae
Lineage: Eukaryota; Metazoa; Nematoda; Chromadorea; Rhabditida; Onchocercidae
Source: the annotation of a GenBank genome assembly